Molecule: messenger RNA, 536 nt
Organism: Oncorhynchus gorbuscha (pink salmon)
Lineage: Eukaryota; Metazoa; Chordata; Actinopteri; Salmoniformes; Salmonidae
Product: centrosomal protein of 63 kDa-like
Exons: 3
Coding region: 105-536 (143 amino acids)
Biological process (GO): centriole replication; de novo centriole assembly involved in multi-ciliated epithelial cell differentiation
Cellular component (GO): centriole
Source: RefSeq, a predicted model, not a curated record
UGUUGUUGUUGGUGAGAACUUACACUAGAGAUGAGGUCCGACACAUCGAGACACAACAUUGGAACAAUUCUGUGACUACUACAAAAAGUUUGUUUUAAUUUAACAUGCAUUGCUGCACGACAGUGUCAGUUCCUAAAGUGUGUUUUGUAGCUGUGAAUGCAGCCUGCCUACCGGGUUCUCUUUACACGAGCCUGUUUAUCUUCUCACAGGCUGGGUUGCUCCGCAAGCAGCUAAAUGAGGUCCAGACAGGGAAGCAAGAGCUGGUCAUUAAAUAUGAGGAACAACUGCAGCGUGUCAAAGAUGAGUUGUCUAAGCUGAAACGCAGCUACCAGAAGCUUCAGAGUAAACAGCUGAAGGAGUCUCGUGAAGGAGCCAAGAGCCGAGAGGAGGACAGGACAGAGGUGACCCGCCUCAAUGGAAAGAUAGAGGAGUUCCGUCAGAGAGUCAGCCCAGUCAGAGAACCAGAGGAUGCAGUACCAAGCUUGAGUGUCGUCCCUGGAGACCCAGAGGAAGGGUCUGGCAGAGCAGUUCACUAA